Messenger RNA from Hemicordylus capensis (graceful crag lizard), 2876 nucleotides. RefSeq names its product olfactory receptor 51E2-like. Gene Ontology annotation, cellular component: membrane. Bases 785 to 1729 code for a protein of 314 amino acids. The transcript has 2 exons. Lineage: Eukaryota; Metazoa; Chordata; Lepidosauria; Squamata; Cordylidae. Gene Ontology annotation, biological process: G protein-coupled receptor signaling pathway. Gene Ontology annotation, molecular function: olfactory receptor activity; G protein-coupled receptor activity. The record is from RefSeq and is a predicted model, not a curated record.
CUUCUCAGCUGGUGAUGCAUGAUCACCACCCGGAGACCUGCCCUCAGCAAAGAAGGACAGAAGCAGACCUGUAGCUCUUUGUCUAUGUUUGGAAGUGGCUCAGCCCCUGCUUGGCAUGCAGGAGGUCCCAGGACAGGAUCCAUCCCUGGCCGCUUCUCCAGUUUGUAAAGGGUCAGGCGGCAGCAGGCCUGGGAGAAAAGGCUCUAUCUGUGUGAGACUUUGUGGGGUCACUGCCAGUCAGAGCAGAACUGCAGGGCCAGAGGAAGCUCCCUGCAUGUUUGUUUUAGAAGUUUGUUUUAGAUUCUCCUUCCUGAGAAUCUGCAGUUGCCUACAGUUCAUAGAGUGGUGACAAAUUGGCCCCCUGAGGUUGUGCCUGGAUGAGUUCUAUAAAUGCUCCUUUUGCAUGCUCAGCUGAACUAGCUGUUUGCAUUGCAAGGAGAUCCUCAUGAUCCCUCCAUGACAAAAGUCAAAGGCAGAGUUGAGUGGGGGCUUGAUUCUUGGAACUAAAGGGGGACCAAGUAACCUUGCACUGAGGGUUUCUGGAAGACGUUUGCAUUGCCUGAGAUCCUGCCCUCUGGCUCAUGGAGGCUGUACUGGAGCGAAAGACACCAGAGCAGUCAGACGCGCAGAUUGCUCAGAAGGAGUGCCAUGACCCGCCUGGAAACAUCCCCCCCUUGUGAUGUAGCCAGAGCUCUUACCAAGCUGCUGUCCAAGGAAGAAAGAAGUGGUUGGCAGGUGAAAUGAACUCUCUGGGACAGAGGAGUAUCCGCUGCAGUGCGUCGUCAUGUCAGUCAUGAAUGGGACUCACAACACCACCCCCUCGUUCAUCCUGGUGGGCCUGCCUGGCCUCGAGGUGGCCCACUUCUGGCUGGCCUUCCCCCUGUGUGCCAUGUACCUCGUGGCUGUGGUGGGCAACUGCGCUGUGGUGCUGGUUGUGAAGGCUGAGCCCGCCCUCCAUUUGCCCAUGUACUUCUUCCUCUGCAUGCUGGCGGCCCUGGACCUGGCGCUCUCCACCUGCACCAUGCCCCAGCUCCUUUCCCUCUUCUGGUUUGAUGCCAAGGAGAUCAGCUACAGGGCCUGCCUCUUCCAAAUGUUCUUCAUCCACACCCUUUCUGGCAUUGAGUCCACCAUCCUCCUGGCCAUGGCGGUGGAUCGAUACGUGGCCAUAUGCCGCCCCCUGCAGCACUCGGCCAUCUUCACCAACUCGGUGACAGCAAAGAUUGGCGUAGCGGCUGUGGUGAGAGGGGUCGUCUUCUUCCUUCCUCUGCCUUUACUCACCAUCCGCCUGACUUUCUGUGGCUCCAAGGUGCUCACGCAUUCCUACUGCGUACACCAAGACGUGAUGCACCUUGCUUGUGGCCACACGAUGCCCAACGUUGUCUAUGGGUUGACCGCCAUCCUCCUGGUGAUGGGCCUGGACUCCCUGCUCAUCUUUGUGUCCUACGUGAUGAUCAUCAGGACAGUCCUGCAGUUGGCAUCAAGGCAAGAGCGCCUCAAGGCCUCUGGGACCUGUGUGGCUCACGUGUGUGUGGUCCUGGCCUUCUACAUGCCCCUGAUUGGGCUCUCCGUAGUGCACAGGUUUGGGCAAGGCCUGCCUCGCCUGGUGCACAUCACGAUGGGCAACGUUUACCUCCUCGUGCCCCCCGUGCUGAACCCCAUUGUCUACGGGGCCAGGACCAAAGAGAUACGGCAAAGGGCCCUGAAUAUACUGAGGACAAUUAAGGAUUGAGAUUCUCAUUGACUUAGAGUUUAAAACAAUGGCUGACUUCCUGAGUAAUGGUGCAGAGGGAUGUUGAACUGGUAAGUGCCACUUUGUCAAGUGCUGGCAUUCCAAAACAGUCCUGUUCUUGUGCAAUGGUAUUGUACUAGCUUAGGGACACGCACACGGGCCACACACAGAGAAAGGCAGUCUUGCUCUAGCAGAAGAUGUUGACAAGUGACAGGACACACUCACUGCACUUCACUGAGCAACAACUGUUCACCCACACCUUGUGCCAUGACUGCCACACAAUAGCCGUUGCACAACCUUGCAGUGCAGCCUGGUAAAUGUGCUGGAGAAGGUCUUCCACUAGCAGUUGCCCAACACCAUGGAGCACCAAACCUGGUGCAGCUCCACAAACUCCAUGCACAAGGAUGCCAGCCAAUGACAACAAGGCCAAUGACUGUCUGGCGGGUAUGGUGAGGGGUUCUGUCUACCUCCUUGCUAUGAGCCAGACUGGUUCCUUCAAAACCAUCUCAGGCUCCAUAGUCCUCUCCAACCAGACUCUGUACCUUCCCUUGUAGACCCCACUAGACAGCCCUUAGCAGUUGCUGAUUCCCCCAAUCCUGGCAACCUGGAUCCUGUGUACUUGCCACCAUGCCUUGCAGAGACUGAAGCCCCGCCCCUUCCACCUCCAGCCCUGGCUUGCCAUUGGCUGUAGCCUCUCGCUGACUUUGCUGCCAUUGCACCCCAGUGCUGUCAUUACAAACACCCACUUCCAUGGUGCUGGGAGUAAAUCCCCCCCCCAUGCCCACAGACCCCAAGGCUCCUGCCUGUCCCCUUUUGGCUGCAGGAGGCUGCCCCUUCUUGAGAAGGGAUCUCCAGCAGGCCCACUGGGUGGCUACAGGCAACAGACCUUGUUGCUUCAUUCCCGGCAUGGCCUGCUUCAAACACCGUUGCAAGGAUGUUGUGAAGAGGGCCAAGAAAAGGACUGUACAGCACUCCGUACAUGAUCAAUGCUAGAGAAGUCAUUAGGGAAAACAGCAAGUCCAUCUGUAACCCUUGAGCUCCAGUCUUGUAACGGUUAGUGCAGAGCUUCAGCCAGUCAGACCACAGGGAGGCCCCAGUUCAAACCCCCACUCAGCCAUAAAGCUCACUGGGGAGGGGGACCCCUAAU